Camelina sativa (false flax) is the source of this 2318-nucleotide messenger RNA. RefSeq names its product (R)-mandelonitrile lyase-like. NCBI's taxonomy places the organism in Eukaryota, Viridiplantae, Streptophyta, Magnoliopsida, Brassicales, Brassicaceae. Gene Ontology annotation, molecular function: oxidoreductase activity, acting on CH-OH group of donors; flavin adenine dinucleotide binding. The record is from RefSeq and is a predicted model, not a curated record.
AACCUCAUGACACGUGACUAAAUCUUGUCAUCUUAUCUUAACCGAAUUGAACCGGAAUUUGAUUGGCAGAGUAAUCAAACCGGUAUUCCUAACGGCCGUCAAAAGAUAUGUGGAUGGGCGCAAGGUUACAAUCUAUUGACAACCGUUGAUCUAAACUGGGGUUUAGUUAUCAUCGACGGCUAUGAGUACUUUAAAGAGCUGAGGAAACACUCAUAACAGAAAACAAUCGCGCCAUUGGAGUCUUCUUCAUUUUUUGACAACUUCUUCUUCGACUCUGUUUCUCUCUCUCUCUCUCUCUUUAACUGAGAAAGUUCUCUCUUUCCCGAGAAAAUUUAAUUUUCUUUCUGCUCUCUGAGAAAAAAUCUUGUAACCGAAGAGCGAGAAUGAUGAAACGGAUUGAUACUUCUCUUCUGUACACGGCGUUCGUUGUGCUUCUUCUUCUUGGAGUAGUUCCUCGAUCUGAUGCAAGGUCACGCUCUAGUCGACCGCCAAGUUUCAUGCGAUUCGUGUCGAACGCAACUGAUUUUGCGUCGGAGGAUUACUACGACUAUAUAAUCGUCGGAGGAGGUACGGCGGGAUGUCCACUUGCCGCCACGCUUUCGCAAUCUUUCAGGGUUCUUCUGCUUGAACGUGGCGGCGUUCCGUACAACAGACCUCACGUGAUGUCGCACGAUGGUUUCUUGACCACACUCACUGACGUCAACAACUUUGACUCGCCGGCUCAGUCCUUCGUCUCUGAGGAAGGAGUUCCUAACGCCAGAGGCCGUGUUCUUGGAGGAAGCAGUGCGAUCAAUGCUGGGUUCUAUAGCCGUGCUGAUAAACAGUUCUUUGAGAAUUCGGGUCUUAAGUGGGAUCUGACUAGUGUGAAUCAGUCUUAUGAGUGGGUUGAGAGAGCUAUCGUGUUUAGACCUCAGCUUAGGACUUGGCAGACUGCGAUUAGGGAUGCGUUGCUUGAGGUUGGUGUACAUCCGUUUAAUGGAUUCACCUUGGAGCAUAAAGUUGGGACUAAGAUCGGAGGGUCUACGUUUGAUCGUGCUGGGAGGAGACACAGCUCUGCAGAUCUUCUCAGGUAUGCAAGAAGUUCCAACAUUAGAGUUGCAGUUUACGCAACUGUUGAGAGAGUACUGCUCGCUUCAUCUCCAAGUGUCUCGGGCGCCAACGUAUCUGCGAUUGGAGUGGUUUACCGUGAUCAGCUGGGACGUUACCAUCACGCGAUGAUACGAGACAGGGGAGAGGUGAUAUUGUCAGCUGGUGCACUCGGUAGCCCACAGUUGCUUUUUCUUAGUGGGAUUGGUCCAAGGAGUUAUCUUUCGACUUGGGGGAUCCCAGUGGCUCUUGACCAGCCUCAUGUGGGAGAUUUUGUGUAUGAUAACCCGAGGAACGGUAUCUCCAUUGUUCCUCCGGUUCCAAUGGAGAGCUCACUGAUUCAAGUGGUGGGUAUUACUGAGGAAGGGGCUUUUCUGGAGGCUGCUUCCAAUGUGAUUCCUUUUGCUUCGCCUUUACAUUCUGUGUUCAUCAGAGCGCCAGCUUCUCCUUUGUACGUCCCUGUGACAACUAUAAUGGAAAAGAUCCUAGGUCCAGUGUCUAUUGGUUUACUAAGGCUGGCCUCAACGGAUGUGAGGAUAAACCCAGUUGUUAGAUUCAACUACUUCAGUGAUCCACAAGAUCUAGAGAGAUGUGUCAAUGGGACUAGGAAGAUUGGAGAAAUACUCAGGAGCCGAGCUAUGCAGGACUUUAUGAUCAGGGAAUGGUUUGGGAACCGUAGAUUCAGGUUUGUUGGAGCUCCAUUGCCUGUGGACCAAUCAAAUGAUCUAGUGAUGGCAGAUUUCUGCAGACGGACUGUGAGCACAAUCUGGCACUACCAUGGAGGCGCUGUUGUGGGAAAAGUAGUGGACUCUGAUCUCAAAGUCAUUGGUAUUAAUUCUCUUAGGCUUGUGGAUGGAUCAACCUUCAAUAUCUCUCCAGGGACUAAUCCUCAGGCUACCUUGAUGAUGCUUGGAAGGUACAUGGGGCUGAAGAUGCUGAGAGAGAGAAUGAGAUAGAAAACUCCCCGAUAGGCUUCUGGAUUAGUUCACCUGUAGCUCUCUAUCACGUUACUACAGUGAGUUUGUUCAGUCUUUCAUUGGACUCCUCGCUUAAUUCAUGUAAUAGAGUAUAGUUCAUCUAUAUAGUCGAUCAAUCUAUAAAACAGAAUUGAGAUGUACUCAGACUAGCCAUUAUAGUAAAAAAUCCAGCCUUCCUAUGUCAGAGAGCAAAGGACAUGUUCAUAUUACAUAUACACAUACAGUAUGUGACAUACUAGAGGAAGUUUAAAUCUU